Molecule: messenger RNA, 771 nt
Organism: Aspergillus welwitschiae
Lineage: Eukaryota; Fungi; Ascomycota; Eurotiomycetes; Eurotiales; Aspergillaceae
Product: DUF3455 domain-containing protein
Exons: 2
Coding region: 1-771 (256 amino acids)
Source: RefSeq, a predicted model, not a curated record
AUGAUGCUUUUCAACUACCUCCUCGUCUUUCUCCUUCCCCUCCUCGUCACCGCAAUCCCACACUCCACCCCCGAUGAUUCCAAUAACACCGACACCGACAUUGACACCAACGCCAACGACAUCCUAACCACCACCUCCAUCUUCAGCUCCACCAUCUCCACCCUCAAAGGCCUUGACCUCACUUCCUGCUCGCUCAAUACCACCACUCUCAACAUCAACUACAACCUCACAGCUCUCCCCACCCCAGCCACCAACCUCACCCUCCAGCACGUUGCCCUCGGCCGAGGAACUCAAAACUACACUUGCUCUUCACCUCAGAACACCACCAGCAAACCCACUUCCGUCGGCGCCCUGGCCACCCUCUUCGAUGCCUCCUGCAUCGCCUCGGUCGACGAGGAGCUCCUGCACCACCUCCCUGCCCUCGUGCAAGGCAUUCCCCUCGAAACGCUGGACUUCCUCGCCACGUUGAUCAGCCUGGCUGGUGCGGGAGAGGGCAUUCUCGGCGAACAUUGCUUUACGGGGAAUGGGCAGCCGUCCUUCGAUCUUAGGUUUAGUGGGGAUGAUGAUUGGGCUACGAUGAAGAAGGUUGCUAGUGCUAAUGCCCCGAAAAGUGUGGAUGUGCCGUGGCUUAAGUUGGUGGAGAUUGAGGGAGAGGGGAUUAAGGAGGUGUAUCGCGUUUAUACGGCUGGUGGUGUUAGUCCGGCUACCUGCGAAGGACAGGAGGGCGAGUUUGAGGUGGAAUAUGCGGCGGAGUAUUGGUUUUAUGGAUGA